Molecule: messenger RNA, 483 nt
Organism: Staurois parvus
Lineage: Eukaryota; Metazoa; Chordata; Amphibia; Anura; Ranidae
Source: the annotation of a GenBank genome assembly
CUUUCUGAAGAGGAGGCCGCAUCUAGGUCACGUACUAAAUUCAACAAACAGCAACUUCAGGAGCUAGAGAAGAGCUUUGAGGAACACAGAUACAUAGGGUCCAAUGAGAAGAAGCGGUUGUCCAAGGUGCUGAAGUUAUCUGAGGCCCAGGUUAAGACAUGGUUUCAAAAUCGAAGGAUGAAGUUCAAGCGUCAAGGUCAAGAUGCACGAGUUGAAGCUUUAAUUUCCAGACUUUACGUGCCAUACUAUGGCUACUCAGAUUUUCAAACCCCGACCUGCCCUGUCUGUCCUGAACCGGCCAUACCCUUUACCCCUCCAAUAUCUACCCACCAUCGUGCACUACUUUCUGCUACAAUGAUUACACCAAGAAAUCCUCCAACAUCCAUGAUGCCACCAGCAAACCUUGGUUCUUACCCAUGCCCUUCAGUGCUUGUGCAUCCAUCACUUAAGGAGUCAUAUGGGCUAAGAUACUCCCCAUAUUAA